Messenger RNA from Olea europaea var. sylvestris, 1230 nucleotides. Its product is annotated as tetraspanin-2. Gene Ontology annotation, cellular component: plasma membrane; plasmodesma. Lineage: Eukaryota; Viridiplantae; Streptophyta; Magnoliopsida; Lamiales; Oleaceae. The transcript has 2 exons. Gene Ontology annotation, biological process: auxin-activated signaling pathway. The coding region runs from base 138 to 947 and encodes 269 amino acids. The record is from RefSeq and is a predicted model, not a curated record.
CUUUGUCUGAUCAUUCUUUCUCCCAGCAGUAGAAAUACGCAUUUAACCGCCUAUCCAUUCCCAAUUCACAAAAUUUCCACUUUUCAGUGUUCCCAUUGCAAAAUUCCAUCCCUUAUUCUCUUCCCUACGAAUACAGUAUGGCAGUCAGCAACAAUCUAACGGCGAUCCUCAAUUUCAUAGCAUUCAUGUGUUCAAUUCCCAUAAUUACCGCCGGAAUAUGGCUCGCAUCCAAGCCGGACAACGAGUGCAUCCACUGGCUCCGGUGGCCGGUGGUCUUCAUGGGAAUAGCAGUCCUUCUUGUUUCCUUACUGGGCUUCGUCGGAGCUUACUGGAAAAAGGAAGGUCUUCUCGGAGUUUACCUUGUGCUAAUGGCCAUUCUCAUAGUUCUACUCCUCGUUAUACUGAUCCUUGCCUUCGUCGUCACGCGCCCUAACGGCGCGUACCAUGUGCCCGGCCGGGCUUACCAAGAGUACCGGCUGGAGGGUUUCUCCCCCUGGCUGAGAAAUCAUAUUACUAGCUCUGAUUACUGGGGGAGGAUAAGGACGUGUUUGGCUGACUCUUCCAUUUGUCCUAAACUGUCUCAGGAGUAUAUAACUCCUAAUGAUUUCUUUGCUGCCCAUCUGUCUCCGAUUGAGUCGGGUUGCUGUAAGCCUCCAACGAUCUGCGGGUUCCAAUACAUGAGUCCCACAUCGUGGAUCAGCCCAUCAAACCAAGCCGUGGAUGCGGAUUGCUUCGUAUGGAACAAUGAUCCAAGCCAACUGUGCUUUAACUGUAAUUCUUGCAAGGCUGGUCUACUGGGAAACCUAAGACAGGAAUGGAGGAAAGCCAACAUAAUCCUUAUAGUCACAGUUGUGGUUCUGAUUUGGGUUUAUCUUAUUGCUUGCAGUGCAUAUAGAAACGCUCAAACCGAAGAAUUGUUCGGCAGAUACAAACGGGGUUGGACUUGAUUUGACAACACCACCCAAACAUCUCCGACUUUUUCUCGAAUUCCACUGGUUUUGUGUCCAACUUUUGUUCUUUGCUUUAGUGCAUCGUUGCUUUAUGACUGGUUGUAUAUAUUCUACGUAUUGUUCUUUCUAGUUUUGAAUUUUAAUGGACCUUUAAAGGAAGAAAAGGUAUAAAGUUUGUAUUUUCCGUCGGUUACUUUGUUCUGUAUUCUUAUUGGCUGGUCACAUUAAGCUAUAGAAUCGUAUUCUAAUUUUCACUUUUUGCGAGAUUCUUGGAAUUCAA